AUGAAGGGCCAAAGCAACAGAUUUGUUAACCACUGCGGGGAAGCCUACGACAUGGGAGUUCCCAGCAAAAAAAAGGAGAACGACGACACUGUGGGAUUCUUCGGACUGUGGCGGUACGCGAGGUGGGACGAGCGAUGUGCCACGAUGCUGGGCGCAGUGCUGGGCUGGCUAUGCGCCGGCGGGCUGGUGUUGGCCUUGCUGGCCUACGGCGAGAUCACGGCUCUCUUCGUGCAGCGUCACCGUGCCGAAGAACCAGCAUCAGACUCCUACCUGUUACAACUCUUCGGCGGUGGGCGCUGGCUACCUAACGGCGAACGUCCGCAACACAUGGACGCGCUAGUGGAGGACUCGUUGGCGUUCGCGUGGGCCAGCGUCGCCAUCAUGGUAGCACAGCUGGCGGCCGCCACUGCUGCCGUCACGCUCUGCAACCAUGCUGCUGCCAGAAUGAUAGCUCGACUGCGCUGGCGGUUGCUGCGCGCAGUGCUCAGCCAGGAAAUUGCGUUCUUCGACACCAACACCACCAUGAACUUCGCCGCCUCGCUCACCGAAGAGACGGAGAAGCUGCGGCAGGGCGUGGGCGAGCAGGUAGCGAUGAUCUCGUACUUGGCUGGCUCCGUGACUCUGAGCUGCGCUUUAGCAUUGUCGUACGGCUGGCAGCUCACGCUGGCAGCCCUGGCGCUCGUGCCCCUCGCUAUCCUCGUGGCAGCCCUAGUUGCUAGGUACCAGACGCGCUGGUCGGGCGCGGAGGUGGCGCGCUACGGCGCGGCCGGCCGCCUGGUGCAGCAGGCGCUGGCCGCCGUGCGCACCGUGCGCGCCUACGCCGGCGAGCAGCUCGAAGUCGACAGGUACGAGGCAGCGCUGUCGGAGGCCGCGGCGGCCGCGAAGAAGCGCGUGGCGUGGGCGGGCGCGGGCGCGGGGCUGGGCUGGCUGCUCACGUACGGGCUCAACGCGGUCGUGUUCGCGUACGGCGCCGCGCUGGUCGCCCGCGAUGUGCCGCUGCCACCGCCCGAACGCGAGUACCACCCCGGCGUCAUGGUCACCAUACUGUUCUGUACGUUCAUGGCGGCACAAAACAUAGCGAUGUGCCAGCCGCAUCUGGAGAUGUUCUCUGCGGCGCGCGGCGCGGCCAAGUCGCUGUUCAAGCUGCUGGAGCGACCCUCGCGCAUUAACGCACUCAGCGACGUGGGCAACAAGCCAGACAGUUUCAAGGGAGACAUCGUGUUCGAUAAUGUCUAUUUCAACUACCCUUCACGCCCUGAUGUGAAGGUGUUGCGUGGACUAAGCUUGCGCGUGAAGGCUGGCGAGACAGUGGCACUCGUGGGAGGGUCGGGAUGCGGCAAGUCCACACUGCUGCAGUUGCUGCAGCGCGCCUACGAGCCGGAGAGCGGCACCGUCAGCGUUGACGGCCACAGCCUCGCCAGCCUACACCUGCACCACUACCGCCGUAGCAUCGGUGUGGUGGGACAGGAGCCGGUGCUCUUCAGCGGCACUAUCCGUGAGAACAUUACGCUGGGGAUGGACAACGUGUCGGAAGAAGACCUCAUAGCUGCCGCGAAAACCGCACAAGCGCACAAGUUUAUUAUGAAGUUAACUAACGGGUACGACACGAGUCUGGGCGAGCGCGGCGCUCAGCUGUCGGGCGGGCAGAAGCAGCGCGUGGCCAUCGCGCGCGCGCUGCUGCGGCGCCCGGCGCUGCUGCUAUUGGACGAGCCCACCUCUGCGCUGGACCCCGCCUCAGAGCGACAGGUGCAAGCUGCUCUAGAUGCCGCUAGUGUGGGGAGGACAACUUUGGUGGUUUCUCAUAGACUGUCGACGAUUGUGAACGCGUCGCUCAUCGUGUACAUGGAGCAGGGCGCGGUGCUGGAGCAGGGCACGCACGCUCAGCUGCUAGAGCGCCGCGGCGCCUACUGGCGGCUCGUCAACGACGACCUCACGCAAAAGAGUAUAGAAAAAACUUUGGCUGAAUCUGUCGAUGAAGAAGAGGCAGAUGACAUAGUUGUAGAGAACAAACCGCAAGCACUAAGACGCAACAGCAGUGUUUGUUCUACUCGAAGCAGAAUAGGUUCGACAGCACGCGAGAUGUUCGUGCGCAGCAGCCUGCGGCUGGCCACGCCGCCGCGCGCUCUCGCGGACCCGCCGCACGUCGAGGGUGAGGAGGGUAGCGAGGCAGAGAGCGGCGAGCAAGUGCCGUCGGUGUCGAACUGGGAGCUGCUGGAGUUGAACCGCGCCGAGUGGCCGCUGCUGGUGGGCGGCGGCAUCGCCUCGCUCGUUAUAGGCGCCACCAUGCCCGUCUUCGCUUUUCUCUUCUCCAAGCUCUACGGGAUGUUCUCCCUGGCGGAGCCUGCGGAGAUCGUGGCGAAGUCGCAGGUGUACGCGGGGGUGUUCGCGUGCGUGGCGGCGCUGAGCGGGCUGGUCACGUUCCUGCAGGCCUGGCUGCUCGGCCGCGCCGGCGCCAAGCUCACCGACCGCCUCCGCCUCCUCACCUUCCGCAACUUUCUCGCACAGGAGCAAGGAUGGUACGACCUGCCUGUAAACUCGGUGGGAGCCUUGUGCGCGCGACUCGCCUCGGACUGUUCGGCGGUGCAGGGCGCUACAGGAUCUCGUUUGGGCACGAUGCUGCAGGGUGUGGCCACGAUGGUGCUCGGUGUGGGGCUCGCUGUAGUGUACUCUUGGAAAAUGACACUCGUGAGCUUGCUCAGCGUACCAUGCGUGAUCGGUGGCAUCUGGCUGGAGGGCGUGGUGGCUGAGCGUGCAGAGGAGCGCGAGCUGCGCGCACUGCGCGGCGCCGCGCGUCUCGCCACCGAGGCCGUGCUCAACGUGCGCACCGUGCAGAGUCUUGGCGUGGAGCUGGCGAUCCUGGAUCGAUACACGGAGACUCUUCGUGAGGCCGAUAAACAGGCACGAGGUGUGCGCUGGCUGCGUGGUCCGGUGUACGGGCUGUGCCUGUGUGCGCCCACGCUGGGCUACGCCGUGUCGCUCGCCUACGGUGGAUACCUCAUCGCACGGGAAGACCUGCCCUACGAAUACGCCAUACUUGUGUCGGAGGCGCUGAUCUACGGCGCGUGGAUGCUGGCGGAGGCGCUGUCGUUCGCUCCCAACUUCGCGGCGGCGCGGCGCGCGGCCGCCCGCGUCGUGAGCGCGCUGCGCCGCACGCCGCAAGUGCUCGACCAGCCCGCCGCCGGCGACGACCCAAGCUGGACUGCAACGGGCGAACUUAAAUUCAACAAUAUCCACUUCCGGUACCCGACGCGGCCACAAGUUGAGGUCCUCCAAGGACUUAACCUAGAACUGAGUGCGGGUCGUACGUUAGCGCUGGUGGGGCCCAGCGGCUGCGGCAAGUCCACGCUGCUGCACCUGUUGAUGCGCAGCUACGACCCUGAUAGCGGUAACGUGGAGCUGGACGGGCGCGACAUCAAGCGCGACAUGCGGCUGCGAAUGCUGCGCGCACAGCUCGGGCUGGUGCAGCAGGAGCCGGCGCUGUUCGAGCGCAGCCUCCGCGACAACAUCGCGUACGGCGACAACUCGCGCGCCGUCCCUCUCGACGAGAUUAUAGACGCCGCCAAGCAGGCUAACGUGCACGACUUCAUCGCCAGCUUGCCGCUGGGCUACGACACGGUGCUGGAGGCGGGCAGCGCGGCGCUGUCGGGCGGGCAGAAGCAGCGCGUGGCCAUCGCGCGCGCGCUGCUGCGGCGCCCGCGCGUGCUGCUGCUGGACGAGGCCACCUCGGCGCUCGACGCCGCCAGCGAGAAGUCGGUGCAGAGUGCGCUGGAGGCGGCGGCGCAGGGCCGCACCACCGUCAUCAUCGCGCACCGCCUCGCCACCGUGCGCCACGCUCACACCAUCUGCCUGCUAGAUAAAGGUGUGGUGGCGGAGUGUGGAUCCCACGAGGAGUUGGUGCGUCGACGCGGUCGCUACUGGGAGCUGCUGCAGCAGCAGUCUCACGCGGAGCCCGGCGCUGCGCCCUCACCCAACUGA
Messenger RNA from Parnassius mnemosyne (clouded apollo), 3975 nucleotides. The record is from the annotation of a GenBank genome assembly. NCBI's taxonomy places the organism in Eukaryota, Metazoa, Arthropoda, Insecta, Lepidoptera, Papilionidae.